Messenger RNA from Centrocercus urophasianus (Greater sage-grouse), 2330 nucleotides. RefSeq names its product maternal embryonic leucine zipper kinase (gene MELK). Gene Ontology annotation, molecular function: ATP binding; tau-protein kinase activity; protein serine/threonine kinase activity. The record is from RefSeq and is a predicted model, not a curated record. Gene Ontology annotation, cellular component: cytoplasm. The transcript has 18 exons. Gene Ontology annotation, biological process: protein phosphorylation; microtubule cytoskeleton organization; intracellular signal transduction. NCBI's taxonomy places the organism in Eukaryota, Metazoa, Chordata, Aves, Galliformes, Phasianidae. The coding region runs from base 109 to 2079 and encodes 656 amino acids.
UGCAGCUGCCGGCUGCCCCGCUCGCUUUCGGCCCGGCGCUGCGGUCCUGGCAGCCGUCCGAGCGCGGUUCAGGUGCUUGGAGGAUCUCAAGGUCUUGCAGAAUCCAGGAUGUCUGUCAGCGACUACCAGGAAAUUCUCAAGUACUAUGAAUUACAUGAAACAAUUGGAACGGGUGGUUUUGCAAAGGUAAAACUCGGACGGCAUCUUCUUACUGGUGAAAAAGUUGCAGUAAAGAUCAUGGACAAAGUUGCGUUAGGGGAUGACUUGCCUCGUGUUAAAACAGAAAUUGAUGCCAUGAAGAACUUGAGUCAUCAACAUGUUUGUCGACUGUAUCAUGUCAUAGAGACAUCAAAGAAAAUAUUCAUGGUCUUGGAGUAUUGUCCUGGAGGGGAGCUGUUUGAUUACAUUGUUUCUAAGGACCGCCUUUCAGAAGAGGAAGCUCGAGUCUUUUUCCGACAGAUUGUUUCAGCAAUUGCUUAUGUUCACAGUCAGGGUUAUGCCCACAGAGACCUGAAACCAGAAAAUCUGCUAAUUGAUGAGAAACAUAAUUUGAAGCUGAUAGACUUUGGGCUCUGUGCAAAGCCAAAGGGAGGCCUUGAUUACCGCCUGAACACGUGUUGUGGGAGCCCAGCAUAUGCAGCACCAGAGCUUAUCCAGGGCAAAGCCUAUAUUGGCUCAGAGGCAGAUAUUUGGAGCAUGGGUGUACUGCUGUAUGCUCUGUUGUGUGGCUUUCUUCCUUUUGAUGAUGACAAUGUGAUGGCACUCUACAGGAGGAUAACAAGAGGAAAAUACACUGUUCCAAAAUGGCUUUCCCCCAGCAGCACGCUGCUACUUAACCAACUGCUACAGGUAGACCCAAAGAAGCGGAUUACAGUUAAGCACCUGUUAAAUCACCCUUGGCUCAUGCAAGGUUAUUCUGAUGCUGUUCAGUGGCAAAGCAAAUACCCACUGGGGCACCUUGAUGAAGACUGUGUGACAGAGCUUUCUGUGUUUCACAACCAGAGCAGAGAGAGUAUAUCAGCAUUAAUAUCAGAGUGGAACUAUGACCAGAUGUCAGCAACCUAUCUCUUGCUUCAAUCCAGGAAGGUUCGUGGCAAGCGCAUCCACUUAAGGAUUCCAUCACAAACAGCACAUGCCAGUACAACACAGCCAGCAAGCCUGGGGUCUGAAAAGGCUGUGACAUCUGAAGCUGUGCCAGGUUGCAGCGAUGAGCCACAUGCGUUGGGAUCCAUGGAAUUUUCUGAUGCAGCUUCACUGUCUGAAGAAUCUCCACUGGAAGAGUUUGUUCUGAAUACUCACAGAACAAAGCAGCUCUCAAGGCAUGACGCUCAGCUGGGUGGUAUGGAAUUCACACCAUCAACUCCAGUGACGAGGAAAGUGGCACCAAAGCACGCAAACAAAGAGAAUGUUGAUGCAGAGUCAGCACUAAGAAACGAGCUGCCCUUCGCACUUCCUGCUCCAAAGGCCUCCUUUGCAAGGAGUGAGACAGACAAGCAAGUACAAGGCAUGCCCUUUCAGGCACCUCCUUCCAAAGAGAUCCAGUUCAUCACAGUUACCCCAGUUAAGAAGCCCAAAAUACCAACAAAUACGUAUGAACUGACAGCAGCUGAGGUUCUUCCUGAGAAGAGGUGUCAUUCUGUGGAUUUAGAUCUCAACCUAGCUCAUGUGCAGAGCAGCCAAAAGAAGAGGAAGGCCAAACUAUUUGGAAGUCUUGAAAGAGGCCUGGAUAAAGUGAUAACAAUGCUUACACCAGGCAAAAAGAAGCGAUUCAGUAGAUAUGGGCCAAGGAAACUUAAGGCACACUAUAAUGUUACCAUGACUCAACUGCUGAAUCCAGACCAACUGCUGAAUGAAAUAAUCUCUGUCCUUUCAAAGAAGCAGGUGGAAUACAUUCAGAAGGGCUACACCCUGAAAUGCCAAACAAAGCCAGAUUUUGGCAAGGAAUGCAUGAAGUUUGAGCUAGAAGUGUGUCAGCUCAGUAAGAACGAAGCAGUUGGAAUCAGGAGACAGAGGCUCAGAGGGGAUGCGUGGGUCUACAAGAGGCUGGUGGAAGACAUUUUAUCCAGCUGCCAGGUGUGACUGCUGCUCAGAAAGCCACAGUGCUGUGCUGAGACUGUAAUCAUCGUGUGGGGAAAAAGCAGUCUGGAAAGGUAAUUUGUGACCUCCUUCACAGCUGUAUUUGAGAAAUCGCAGCUCUUACACUUUUAUCCACCCCUUUCUGUGUGCCCACAGCACGUUUCCUUUUCUUACAGAAACUGUCAACUUAUGCUAUAUAUUCUGCAACUGUAACUCGACUGCAAUAAAAUUCCUGAAACUACCCCCAGCUCCAC